CGCUGCUCAUUGACGUGCCUCCACGCACUGCGCCGAAACUGCGCAGCGCCGCCGAUCCUGAACGCUCGCGCCCCGUGAUGAGGACCGCGCAGCAGCGCACAGCGCGGUGUUACGAUCUGCGGUGGAGUCGUUGUUCGCGCACACACACGGUGCUUGUGAGGGGAGAACGAUACAUCCACAUCCUGGCUGGCGGGCCGUUUGCUUGUCGGUUUUUUGGGGAACUGUGAGCGGCCUCUGGCGUCAAAACCCAAGUGUUUUGUUUCCCUGAAGGAGGGAUGCUGCGCCCCGAGGCUGGGGGUAGGGGGGGGGGGGUUGAUGUGAAGCACUUGCCCAGCCACGAGGCCAUUGCGGCGCCAAUUACCGUUUAGCGCUCUAACGAGGCACCGACGGCCGAUGGUGGGAUCAUAUUGCCUCUCAGGUGCCUCUACGCGCAGCCGCUGCGCGCUGCAGAAGAACAGAAAGUAAAACGGGGCUGGAUCGAGGAGGGAGGGAUGGUGGCCGAGAUGGCGAGCUGCGGAGCGGCUUGUCACCUUGAGGAUGGAGACGGAGAUAUCCCUGCGCCUGAAAACAAAGAUAAUCUGACAGAAAGUGACAGCAGUAGUUCAGAGAACACGGGAACGUCCACUGAGAACUCAGAGGACGAUGAGGAGUAUGAGGAGGAGGAGGAGGAUUCUGAAGGCUGUGCUGAGAAGGAUAGAGGAUAUGAGGGUAAGAAUAACAUCCUAUAAUCAAUCCUAGAAAGUCUUCAUAAUUCAAGGAUUUAAUAAGAUGAAGAAUGAAUGU
Messenger RNA from Xiphias gladius (swordfish), 783 nucleotides. RefSeq names its product sodium/potassium/calcium exchanger 3-like. NCBI's taxonomy places the organism in Eukaryota, Metazoa, Chordata, Actinopteri, Istiophoriformes, Xiphiidae. Bases 492 to 728 code for a protein of 78 amino acids. The transcript is spliced from 5 exons. The record is from RefSeq and is a predicted model, not a curated record.